AUGUUUACCUCUUCGUUUUCCAAAGUCUCAAAAAAAUCAAAGAAUACCUUCAAUGCCAGCCCACCUGAGAAAAAGCAAAAAAAAUCUGAAUCGAAGGAUUGGAGUCCCAAGAGUCCACAAGGUGGACAUCCCGAGUUUUCCGAAGAGGGCACCAGCUCCAAGGAGUCCAAAACUGUCCAACAGUUUCCUUCCUUCGAUCACUUGAUUGACGAUUUACCAUCGUUUGAAAUGCAUAAUAGCUUGCUGAAUAGAACUUUUCAAGCCACUGAUUCCCCAAGCCAUGAUCUUCCUGACGACUCCUCCUCAACGGAUGGCAACCAAAAUCGUUUUUCCGAAAAUCCUCCUGUUCGCCCUUCUUUGGUAACUCAGGGAACCGCAACCUCAUUGACUCGUUUUCAGAACUCCAACCAGGACUCCAUACUGAAUAAUUUGAACAGCUUGGCUAAAGUGCAUGCGCCAUUGAACGUCACAAUCAAGCUUACCACAAAACAUGGAGACGGAAAGAGGUCAACUCUGCUAGAGCCAAUGCUGAAAGAAUUUACCACUGGGGACAUUGUCGCUGGUAUCGUCACUGCCAGGAAUACUAGUUCCAAACCCAUCAAGUUUGACAUGUUCACAGUUUCCCUGGAAGGAUACGCUAAAGUUCUUACAGGAUCAGGCUCGUCUAAUCUCAAGUAUUACUCUCAUACAUUUCUCAACAUGUUUGACCUCAACGCAUCGUUCCAUACGUGUAACUCGCCUGAGUCCAACACUUUGAAGAUCGAUCCCAGUGAUGGAUUCUACAUUGGACUUCCAGUGGACAAAGUUUUCCGGCCCAACGUGACGUACAAAAAAUCAUUCACUUUCAAGUUUCCUUCUGUGUUAUUGGAUCACGUUUGCACGCACCAGCAUGAUGCUCAUUUUAUGUUACCACCCACUUUUGGGCUGGACAGGAGCAGCAUGGAUGGGAGAGCCGAAAAAAUUGCUAUAAACGGCAAUUCUGGCUAUGGAGUUUUAUAUGAACCAGGUUCCCCUAUUCUAACUAGAGAUCUUAGUUAUGCUAAUGAGUCCGUUUCCUAUGCAAUCAAGGCGAGAGCCUUGAGUAAAAAAGAAGACUAUGAAGUGCAGGACGGAGAGUUCAACAGAAAUAUUUUGGCUGAAAGUGAACACCAUCUAAGGUUUAUUCCGGUUAAUGCGUACGACAACCCUGCGAAUUAUGAGCUUUCUACUGAUGUCCAGUUUAGAAUGUUGAAAAAGUCUAUUGAUUCCAACAUUUGCAAGUUAGAGCAACACUACCAACUUAUUUACUUUGGUAUCGAACCCAAUGAUGUGGAUUAUAACUUUUCCAGGAUGUACUUUAACGAAAAAAAUUCAGAAAAAAAGCUUAACCCGUAUAGUUAUCAGAAUAACAUCAGCUUGCAAUAUGAUGUCGAGAAUUUGGACUGCUCCGAAAGGAAAAAGUUGCCCGAUGCCAAGCAGUUUCAAAGUAGAAAGGUUUACGAAGAAGAGGCAUUCGAACUAAAGAAACAAUCAGUGAUCAGCAUCCCUAUUUCAAAUAAACGGUCUCAAAACGGUUUUAUGCGAAUGCGAGCCAAAAUUCCUAGUACAGGACUAACGUACAUUAGACCAAGAUUCUGUACUCCUUCGGUGGAACAGAGUAAGAAGACUGGGCUAAACUUACAGGUAAUAGAACUGGAAUUGGAAUAUGUCCCACCCAUGAAUUGCCAUACAAUGAAUGCAUCCAAGAUGAUUAAACCUCCUCAACAGGAUGUCGAGAUCAAAGAUAUUCUACUUGAAACUAUAACCUAUAGGUCGAUCGAGCCAGUGCCAGUUACCUUUGCGAAUUUUAACUUCACCAAAGAGGAUGAGCUGGCUGAACACAAGAAAGAUUUUCUUACAUUCCAAAAGCGUUUGGAUAAGCUCCCUAAAAAAUUCGUCCAUGCUAACAUGCCAAAACAGACUCUUAGAGACAUCAAAGCUAUGGUUGACCUGAGAUAUCAUACUAACAACAUCAAGGUUCUGAAAAUCAAAUCUCAAGUACAAGAAAAAUGGCGCCCGAUAGAGAUAUUGGAAGAAGACAAACCGUCUCCUAAGAGUACCCCAACCAGUCCUCUUUACGAGAAAUCCACCAGUUAUUUCCCUCCUGCGGAAACAUACUUUGAAAGUCGAGCUAACAGCUUUAGUUCUCAAAGCGGAGAGAAAAAUAGGUCCAAGAUUAAGUGGAGCAAAAAAAUUGUAAUUGAGAUUGAUUUUAAUUAUCAACAAGAUUUCAAGAACCUUGUCUUAGUGCCUACCUUCAGUACAUGUUUGCUUGGACGACUGUAUGGAAUAGUCAUCAAUGUUGAUCUCCAUAGUUAUGGGGUAAAGUCGCUAAACGUCCCGAUAAAGGUGUACAAUAUGGGUGUUUAG
Molecule: messenger RNA, 2388 nt
Organism: Komagataella phaffii GS115
Lineage: Eukaryota; Fungi; Ascomycota; Pichiomycetes; Pichiales; Pichiaceae
Product: Component of the Rsp5p E3-ubiquitin ligase complex
Exons: 1
Coding region: 1-2388 (795 amino acids)
Biological process (GO): protein monoubiquitination; protein polyubiquitination
Cellular component (GO): ubiquitin ligase complex
Molecular function (GO): ubiquitin-ubiquitin ligase activity
Source: RefSeq, a predicted model, not a curated record